Sander lucioperca (pikeperch) is the source of this 5408-nucleotide messenger RNA. Its product is annotated as muscleblind-like protein 2a. The transcript has 10 exons. Bases 692 to 1852 code for a protein of 386 amino acids. The record is from RefSeq and is a predicted model, not a curated record. Gene Ontology annotation, molecular function: metal ion binding. Lineage: Eukaryota; Metazoa; Chordata; Actinopteri; Perciformes; Percidae.
GUAAUCAAAUUAAACUGACGAUCGUACAGUAAGCUGUCAAAAGCUUGUUGCUUAAAUCUGUGCAGCGCUACAGUAAAGUAAUGAAGCAACGAGGUCGAAACAACGAGCUAUAAUUCUACGAACAGAGCGAUAAUUAAAUGGGUUGUUAAACAGACAUUUUGGGAGCACUUGCCAUCUUGUUUUCGUUAACGUUAGUUCACUUGGACUGCAGUGUCGUCUGUCCUAGCUGGUGCGUGAUUGCUGUUUCCUUCUGGGAAGCGGUUCAUCCUUGAUGAUGAGAUCCCCAGCUUGAAGUUGGUCCGUCUACAGACUCAAUUAAGCACCCACACAGGAUACCUCAGCUGCAAGUCCUCUGCUACCACUUUGCACAACGUCAGCGCCUAAGCCAUAAUAUAAGAGGACAGAGAUAAUGACCUGAGAAUGAAUGAGAAUUAAAUUCCCCUCACUUGUCUGAUAUUUAUGGGCACCAUCAUUUGUGGAAUAUACACUUGAAUGUGUCACAGAAAAACAUACAUCUGCAGUUGUUUCUUUUUGAUGGGUGAUUUCUCAGUGAUUGACCAGCCAUCUGAUCUUUCUGCUCCAGUUGAUGGAGGACUCACCAGGUUGUUUUAAAAGAGGACUUUGCACAUAGAGCCAACCUACAGUUUUUGGUGUAUUAGGCACAAUAAGAUUGACUUAAAAUAAUUUAUGAAUGGCGUUGAACAUGUCUUCAGUAAGAGACACAAAAUGGCUAACUCUGGAAGUCUGUCGACAGUUUCAGCGAGGAAACUGUUCACGUAGUGAUGAGGAAUGCAAAUUUGCUCAUCCACCGAAGAGCUGCCAAGUUGACAAUGGGAGAGUUGUUGCCUGCUUUGACUCCCUGAAGGGCCGAUGCUCAAGAGAAAACUGCAAGUAUCUUCAUCCACCUUCACACUUAAAAACCCAGUUAGAGAUAAAUGGGCGCAACAACCUCAUCCAGCAAAAGACAGCAGCAGCUGUGCUUGCCCAACAGAUGCAGCUCAUGAUCCCAGGACACAGCAUGCAGCCUGUGCCAACAUUUCAUGUUACACAGGGACUGGGCACAAAUACUGGUCUUAGUUAUGGUUCAUACAUGACACCUUUGAGCCAUGGAAUGAGCCUCAUCCCAACAGACAACCUCUCCAGCACCCAGGUUCUUGUUUCUGGGAGCCCCCCCGUCACGGUCCAGAGCUCCUCCUCCUCUUCUUCUUCUUCUUCUCCCUCACAGAAGCUGCAGCGUUCGGACAAACUAGAGGUGUGCCGCGAGUUUCAGCGGGGAAACUGUGCAAGAGGGGAGACAGAUUGCCGCUUCGCUCACCCCAGUGACAGCCCAAUGAUUGACACCACAGAUAACACUGUCACUGUUUGCAUGGACUACAUCAAGAGCCGCUGCUCCAGGGAGAAGUGCAAGUAUUUUCACCCGCCUGCACAAUUGCAGGCCAAAAUCAAAUCCAGUCAACAGCAAGUCAAUCACACAGCCGUCGCAGCCCAGGCUGCAGCCAUGACUCAGUCGACUGCCAAAGCAAUGAAGCGAUCCCUCGAGGCAACUGUAGACCUGGGCUAUCCCUACAGUGUACCCCUACCAAAGAGACCAGCUUUUGAGAAGAGCAACUGGGCCAGCUCUCUCCUCAGCCCUAGUUUUUUGCACUACCAACAGGCUCUAGCCAACUCACAGCUGCAGCAGCCCACUGCUGCAUUUUAUCCCACAGGUUCUUUCUUCUGCAUGGCUCCCGCUAACAGCAUGGUCCCCAUGAUGUACAGUGCUACGCCUGCUACUGUCUCUGCAGCAACUACUCCCGCCACAAGUGUCCCCUACGCAGCAACAGCACCAGCCAAUCAGAUCAUCCUCAAGUAACCACCAGAAACAGAAGUCCGUGCCAUGUUGCUGCUGUUAAAGACGCCAAACAGCUGCUCUGUAAAUAUUCUGUUAACACCACACACUAUCUACAACAAUCUCCAUGCUGAUAACCUCACUGAAGAAAAGGUUGUAGACAUUACUUUGAUCUCUCAUUAUAAAUUACAUAGCUCAAUUACUAGGAUUAUACUGCGUUAGAUAAGUGUCACAGAAGAUUAUUGUAUGCACGCACCUUUGCACCUGCAUUAACAUGCAUCCUCAGUAGUGUGCAUAAUAUCCUGGUUUCUAUUUCCUAAUCCAAUUCUGACAGAGGUCAGAGGUGCAUUUAGCCUCUUAAUCAGCUGAAAUGCAAUGUGUCUCCAGUUCACAUAUAGGAGCCUCAAAAGGAAAAUAAGUUUUCUGAACAAAUCCAACCAGGAAACACAUGGAAAUCAAACAAAAACAGGCAGUGCAGGUACAGUAGUAACACCUAAUAUUAACUGAUAUUGAAACAUGCUGAAAUGUUGUUCACUGACAGUUUAAAAGUAUGUAAAUAGUACAAGAGGAUGGGAUGAGCAUGACAGAUCUAAUCUGAAAACAAUACAUGUUAAGACCAGGUGUAAAGGGGUCCUAUAUUGUUUAAAUUGUAUCCUCAACAUAUUGAGCAACAAAUUAUUUUUCCUUUCUUGAAUAUGUUAUGUAAACUAAAAUGUUUUUUCACAUUAAUGAUUGUUUAUCUAGUGCCAGCUUUAAUUAUUUCAAACAAACUAGUAAAACACACUUAUUUUAACUUUGAACUUUGAAUUCUACAUUGUAAAAAUUACGAAAGUUUCCUUUAAAUGUUCUGAGGGUAGAUCAUCUAUAUAUAUUGUAUAACCUGUCAUCCCCAGAGAACAGGAUCAGUGCUCCACCUCCUGGUGUGCCUUUGCAUUGCAUAUACAGAAUGUUUGCUGCAGAUACUUUUUUCUUGAAGGCAGUGAGUGAAGCAACAAUGAUUCAAACAUUUAGGUUUUACCCUCUUUAUUAUAAAUUUAAAAGAAAUCCCAAAUAUUUGGGUUAUUGGUCACAGUGAUGGUUGACUUGCUGAUGUAUCUGGAAGUGGUUUUCACUGGAGCCAGUUUCACAAAGAUAUACUUUGACUAUGGCUUAGGUCAAACUAAUCAGUCAGUUUUCAGAUGUUUGAAUGAAUAUGCUGCACAAAGAUGUCUAGUUCUUAAGUAUCUUAAGUAGGACUAAUGGCUGACCACGUAACCACAGGAAUCCGCUUAGCAGAAAAUGUUCUGAUUCAAAAGUUAUAAGGACAUUGUACUGGGAAGAUUCCCCUUCUCAUUUCUCGCUCCGCCAUAUUGUUAGAAACCGAUAAAUUAUGAGUCAUGUUCUCCUCCUUUUUGUAGAUUGGUGACACUGCUCAGCAGGUGUCACUGAUUGUUACCAUGGAAACACUGGUCAACAGGUGUCACUGAUAGUUAAUAUGGAAUUAUCUUAGUUCUAAAUUUGGCUGCUGGUAGGGUCACUCACGUUUUCGGCUUAACAUAAGUCUAUCUUUAUUUUUGUAAGACUGUCUAACUUGCAUCAACGAAAUCUAUGUGCAAAAUCAGAACGGGCCUUACAUUACAGACCAGUCUAAAAUAUCUUUAUGAAACCAGCUCCUGGUUCAACAUGAACAUUUAGCAAACCAUGUUUUUAAUAAGAGCCUCCACAGCCAUUGACUCAGUAAAGGGUGUUAGAAUUACUACCACUCAAAUUCAAACUGAAGUCCCUGUAAUCCCAUCAGGGAUAAAUUGAGUAGUGUGUGAACUGUCAGUCUUAAUGUUACAGUCAGUUGUCAGUACUGUAUUAUUUGAAUGUUACAAGUGCCUAAAGAAUUGUGCAGAUGAGGAUAUCCCUGCAUAUUUAAAAGGCUUUGUGUGAAAAAUCACUCGAUUAAAUCUACUCUACUUAAGUCACAUUUAGAGAGAAAUGUUUUGCAAUGCUACGUUAGUGCAUUAAGUCUUUCAAUUAAUUUUCACAGAGGAAAUUUGUGUGAGUGUACUAUGUAUAAGAGUUGAUAUCAAGCUUAAUUUCAUGUGUUUCAAUUUUAAGAUGAUUAAUGUAUGACAAUUGUUUCCAAAUUAGUUUCAUGCACAGUACAAUACUUUUAAGGAGGUAGAUGUUUGGUGAAGUUUUAGUCGUGUAUGCUUGAUACCACAUUAUGCAAUUACCCGUCUUUUGUUUGAAACUGACAGCAGACAGAGUGGGUAUUGUGUCUGGUUAAGUAAAAAACAAAACAGAUGUUAAAAACAGUUUUCACUCAUAUAUGUAACAUUCUCUUCAAUAAUUUUCAUGUAAGUUUUAGUUCCUUGUUUUGCAAACAGCUUGUGCAAAUAUCAAUAUUUGAUAUAAGUUUUUGUUUUUUAUGAAAAUGUGUGUGUACAAUUAUGUGUGAUUAACUCUGACAAUCCACCAAGAGAUACUUCAUUUGUUCACAUUUUCUUUUUCAUUUGUUAUGAAAAGUUUGACACAUUAUUGGUUGGAAUAUAAGGAGUAUAUUUAGAGUAUACUACUGCAUAUUUUACUAGUUUAACAUUAGAAAAGAAGGCUUUUAAACUGUAUUCUCUUCUAUUUUAUGAUGAAUGUAAUUUAUUAAACUGACUUUAGCUCUGCUGGAGGUUCCUCAAAGGGCCUUGAUCUGUUGUAUUAGCCUAUGAUAAGCCGUCUUGUGUCAAGGGUUUAAAUGUUGGAGCAAAAAAAAAGCUUAAAACAUUUCAUCCCUGUCACUGCCUUGUCACCUGUGAGGGACAACAAACCUUUGUAUGAGCAAGGCAAUAGAAUUGCUUUUAAUGUACAAAAGUGCAUUGUACAGGCCACAUUUUAUGAAAAGUAACUUUCAUAAUAGUGUAAUAAUAGUUUGUCAUUUAAUUGUUUUGAUGUGUUGCUGAGGCAAUCUGAAGUUGCAGUGAUUAAAAACUGUAUUUUUGUAGGGGAUGCUUUUGUUUUUCCUCCUCACAAUAACACAUUAGAUUGUACUGUCAGAUAUUUCACUUUAUUAUGCCAUGGUGAAACACUGUAAGUGAUCCAAUGCAUGAGAAUAUAUUUUGAAAUGUAAAUUUUGUGUUUUAUAUGGUUUUCACUGCAUGUUAACAUCUUGCAGCAAACAUAUAAUCCACCCUCAGAGAAUCUGCAGUCAGGGGGUCAGCAGUUGAUGGUUCAGCGGCUGUUUGAACCUUCAUUUUCUUUUCAUAUGUUUGCUUUUCAAGUUUAGGUUGUAAUUAGAUAUAUGACAUGUGUUCCCUUAUUUAUUUUACCUGCAAAUAAAAAGGCAUAUAGCCAAAUGUUUGUUUUACACCUUUUGGCAAAAAGCUUGAAUGUCAUGGAUACACCCACACAUGGAGGUUGUUUGAGAUUUGGGUCACCCAGUCAAAAAGAUGUGGACAGUAAGAAUGUUUGGUCUGACUGACUAAAGCACUUUCUCAACCGUCAGACUGAGAGGACAUGCUUUUUGUAAACUUUGCCUUAUCUUUAAUCUAUUCCUAAGUUUGUAUUUGUUCAGUAACUAAGAAUUUCAUUUUGUCUAAUAAAUAAAACUCAUUUCACUGAA